AUGGCUCUGCGCCCUGCGCCCCUCUUGAUCCUGGUGUUGGUGGUGGCCGCCCUGCAGGAGAGCUGCUUCGGGUCCCUUCCAGGCGCCUCCUUGCACUCCAUGAAGUAUUUCUACACCUCCAUCUCGGACCCCAGUCAGGGGCUGCCCCAGUAUGUCGCUGUGGGGUGCAUGGAUGGUCAGGUCUUUGCUCACUACGACAGCAACAGCCGGAGGAUGGAGCCUCGAGUCUCCUGGAUGGAGAAGGUGGGGAAGGAGGACCCCCAAUACUGGGACAGAGAGACCCAGAUUCAACGUGACAAUGAGGAGCCGUUCAGAGCAAACCUGGAGAUUGCGAGGACUCGCUACAAUCAGAGCGAAGGCCUUCAUACGUGGCAGUUGAUGUAUGGCUGUGAGCUCCGGGGAGAUGGGAGCAAAGGUGGGUUUUAUGACUUUGGAUACAAUGGGAAGAGCUUCCUCAACUUUGACAAGGAGACCCUCAGCUGGGUGGCUCCUGACCCCCAGGCCCAGCUCACCCAGAGGAAAUGGGAUGCUCUUUCAGCAUGGAAUCAGAGGAACAAAGUCUACCUAGAGGGAGAAUGCGUUGAGUGGAUAAAGAAGUAUCUGUCCUACGGGAACCGGACGCUACUGAGAAAAGAGCCCCCAGAGGUGACCAUGAGCAGCAAGCUGGAGGUGGAGGAUGGGAUGGAGACGCACGUCUGCCGCCUGGAUGGCUUCUACCCCAGGGAGAUCGAUGCCUCCUGGACGAGGGAUGGGGAGGUCUGGCUGCAGGACACCCUCCGUGGCUCCGUGGCCCCCAACGCAGAUGGGACCUUCCAUGCCUGGCUCAGCAUCCGGAUCGAUCCCAAAGAGAGGGGCCGCUAUCGGUGCCAUGUGGAGCACGAUGGCCUGCAGGAGCCUCUGGACGUGGCCCUGGAGGUUCCAGAAUCCAACCUGGGGCUCAUCGUCGGCUGCGUUGUGGCUGGUCUUGUCCUGGUGUGUGUGAUUGUUGGGAUCUAUGUAUUCUUCAAGAGACAUCAAGGUGACUACAGAGCAGCACCGAGUGAGUGA
This is a messenger RNA of Protobothrops mucrosquamatus (brown spotted pit viper), 1047 nucleotides long. RefSeq names its product class I histocompatibility antigen, F10 alpha chain-like. Gene Ontology annotation, biological process: immune response. The transcript is spliced from 6 exons. The record is from RefSeq and is a predicted model, not a curated record. Gene Ontology annotation, cellular component: external side of plasma membrane. The coding region runs from base 1 to 1047 and encodes 348 amino acids. Lineage: Eukaryota; Metazoa; Chordata; Lepidosauria; Squamata; Viperidae.